Messenger RNA from Cydia pomonella (codling moth), 8089 nucleotides. Its product is annotated as sodium-dependent neutral amino acid transporter B(0)AT3. Gene Ontology annotation, cellular component: plasma membrane. The transcript has 6 exons. The record is from RefSeq and is a predicted model, not a curated record. Gene Ontology annotation, biological process: sodium ion transmembrane transport. The coding region runs from base 622 to 2790 and encodes 722 amino acids. Lineage: Eukaryota; Metazoa; Arthropoda; Insecta; Lepidoptera; Tortricidae.
UAUAACCUUUAUUUUAAUGUGAUAGAGACUUUAUUGCCUAGUACAUAUAUAAAGCAAGCCGUCUUUCUGAUUUAUAGUGUUACAGACGACAAUUAUUUUUCCAAUUUUACUUUAUUGAGUACAUUAAGUUACUAAAGGUUUAGACUGAUGACAAAUUGUAGACAAGUAUAUACAUUACAAAAAAAUCAUAAUUUUCGUUUAUAUCAAGGUUUACGUUAAUCCUUUUUAGAACAAAAAUCUCUUUCAUUCUCUGCCUUUUGUGCAGGGGCUUCCUGCGCAUGCCCGAUCAAAAUGGCGCCCUCACCCCGCGGCUUUCCCGCCAGUGCCGUCCGUGAUACGGCGGGCGCAAUUCGCCCCCACACGUUAUUCUUAAAAUAAUAAUAAUAAAGCAUCGAUCAAACGACAGUGCUUAAAUAAAGAAAAUAUAAAAAAAUGAACCGUAAAUCUAUAACGAUGUCGAAACGCCUAAUAAAAACGACGAUGACUAUUACGUGUUAUUUACUGGUCAUCAUUAUGUGCCAUGACGGCGAAAAUGAGUCCGUAUAAAUAGCUUAACUUAGACUUAAUACGAUGACAAUAAAAUAAUCGACAAUAAUUCUAAAUUAAUAAAAGGUUUUCAAAAUGGCGAAUCCGGCUCAUCUGAUGAGACGGCAGAGCUCGAGGGAUCUAUACGCCCAGAGGUCUAUAGAUCGCAUGGAAAUGAAGGAGCUGCGAGGUCGGUUGGUGACCAUGGAGAAUGGGUUGACUACACAUAACAGGCCUAUAAUGUAUGGGGCGACGAAUGAGGCAUUUGAAGACACGAGUCCUAACAGACGAUCCUCAGAGACCCCUACAAGUAAAGCCAGCUCAGUAGAGCGAGGUGUGAAGCCUGAAGGAGGCGAGGGUGAGAGGGAAUCCUGGGACAGCAAGCUAACCUUCUUGUUAGCUACUGUUGGAUACGCUGUUGGCUUAGGAAAUGUGUGGCGUUUCCCUUAUCUAGCUCAGAAGAAUGGAGGCGGGGCGUUCCUGAUCCCUUACUUCGUUAUGCUUGCGAUUGAAGGCAUACCCAUCUUCUACUUAGAGCUUGCCAUUGGACAGAGACUUAGGAAAGGUGCUAUUGGUGUGUGGCAUCAGGUAUCUCCGUACCUGGGUGGGAUCGGGAUAAGCUCGGCAGUGGUGUCAUUCAACGUGGCGCUGUACUAUAACUCUAUAAUUGCGUGGUGCCUGUUCUACUUCGCGCAGAGCUUCCAAGCGGAGCUGCCGUGGUCCGAGUGUCCGAAGAAGUUUCUGUCGAACGGGUCUUAUAUUACGGAGCCGGAGUGUGCUGUCAGCAGUCCAACCCAGUACUUCUGGUAUAGAACCACCCUCCAAAUAUCCGAGGAUAUUAACCACCCUCUGACCUUCAACUACAAGAUAGCUCUCGCCCUCGUCAUAGCCUGGAUACUCGUGUACAUGUGCAUGAUCAAGGGCAUCGCCUCCUCAGGGAAAGUCGUCUACGUUACCGCCACCUUCCCUUACAUCGUCUUAGUUAUAUUCUUCUUUAGAGGCAUCACUCUCAAAGGCAUGAGUGAUGGACUUAUACAUCUGUUCACUCCGAAAUGGCACACGAUCUUAGACCCAGUUGUCUGGCUGGAAGCAGGCACGCAAAUCUUCUUUUCGCUUGGAUUAGCGUUUGGAGGUCUAAUAGCAUUCUCAUCGUACAAUCCCGUGGAUAACAACUGCUAUAGAGAUGCGAUAAUGGUAUCUAUGACUAACUGCUUAACGUCGAUGUUCGCUGGGAUCGUGGUGUUUUCUAUAAUUGGUUUUAAAGCCACGAUGGUGUACGAGAAGUGCCUGGACGUGAGGAACGAGACGCUGCUGGAGUUGUUCGGGUCUGGGUACAGAUCUAUGAAGUUUCCGGAGGCGGGUCAGAUGGUGACGGUGGACUUGAAUGGGAAUUUGACGAAGUUGGUGAUGCCGCAUCUGCCGGAGUGCGAUCUGCAGAAGGAGCUGGAUAAUACGGCCUCCGGCACCGGCCUAGCCUUCAUAAUCUUCACCGAGGCCAUCAACCAGUUCCCCGGCGCCCAGUUCUGGUCCGUCCUCUUCUUCCUGAUGCUGUUUACCCUCGGCAUCGACUCCCAAUUCGGCACUUUAGAGGGCGUCGUCACUUCAAUCGUCGACAUGAAACUCUUCCCGAACUUGAGGAAAGAGUAUCUGACGGGAGGAAUCUGUCUGACAUGCUGUUUGCUGUCAAUGGCGUUCGCUCACGGCGCUGGAAGCUAUAUAUUCCUGCUGUUUGAUAUGUAUAGCGGGAAUUUCCCGCUGCUGAUUAUAGCGUUUUUUGAGUGCAUUGGAAUUUCGUACGUGUAUGGAGUUAAGAGGUUUGCAGACGACAUCGAGCUGAUGACAGGCACUCGGCCAGGCAUCUACUGGCUCAUCUGCUGGAAGUACCUCUCGCCUCUAGCCAUGCUUGCUAUUCUUGUGUCGUCGUUCGUGGAACUGGCCACUGAGGGAUCUGGGUACGACGCCUGGAUCCCCGAGCUGGGUGGCACGGUCCGCAAGCCGUGGCCGAUUUGGGCUGUGCUAGUGGUCUUGCUUCUGGUGCUGGCUUCCGUGCUGUGGAUUCCCGGCUUGGCUAUAUGCAGAUACUUCAACAUCCCCAUAAUCGAGGAUGAAGAGCGAGCUUGGUUCCCAGCUGAAGAUCUCCGCGACUUCCAUGGCAUCGAGCCUCGCCCCGUCUCCGCCGCUGAAACCUUGCUGUUCUGCACCAGGCCUGAUGGAGGGGAAGGGUGCUGCUGGCCGGGUUGCUGCGAAACUGAUGAUGAUGAGUAGACACAGUUUUAGAAAUUUCUUGUCCAUUGACGACAUUAUUUAGUAAAGUAACAUGGCAGCAAGCCCAGUUACAUGAGAAAAAAGUAGUCAUUGCUUUUUAGCUGCUGCUAGUCUGGAGUAGACGUCUGAACAUUGAACAAUAAGUCAACCAAACCAAAGAAACAUUUUGGUCAAAAUAAGGUUGAAGCCUAUUUUAAACCCAUAGGUAUUCUUUUAAAUUCAUAAUGUCCGCUGAAGUUCUGCAUGGUUGUGUAUUGACAAAGUGUGGUGUUGUUAUCAAGACAAUCACUCGCUUUGGUCUGUUCAAAUCGUCGCAAAUUAAUCUCAGACGGACUCAAGUUGGUUUGUUUACCUGUGAAUUUAAUGAUAACCGGAACUAGAUUUCAGCCAGUGUCAACUUGUAGGCAAUGAUAAUGAUAUAAAUUUGAUUAGCACACAAAACUCACUGUAGUUGAUGAUAUCAAUAAAUAAUUCUAAUUCACUAACACGUAUAAUUAAGAUGUUCUAAUCUACGUAAAAGCAUAUUCAUUUGCGUGUAAUCAUAUGUUAUUUUUAGGGAUUUGGAGAGCAAUAUUUUUGGACUGAAUUCAACGCAAAAGAAAUACUUUGAAUAAAGGUUUGCUUUUAAUAUUUUAUUGCCAUCCUUCCAUAUUUUAUAUAAUUUUAUUGUGUUCAUAUAUUACAUUUACAAUAAACAAAAUCAUACAUAUUCUCCAUACAUAUCAAGUCAAUAUGUACUCAUAUACAAUUAUACAUAUUUACUGACUAUGAAAAGAGAAAUGGAAAAUUUCAAAUAUCUUCUCAUAUCAUCUCCAUAAAACAAUAAUCAUUUUCUAGUCUGCAUAGACAUUUUAUAGAUUGAAUUUACGUAAUUUAUUAGUAAUAGAAACUUAAUGCCACGUGGUUAAUUAUAAGUUUUAAACUGUGAAUUAUUAUUAAAAUAUACAUUUAAAUUUUACCACGUUUAUAGCCUUCACAAAAGAGGUGCAUUUAUUGUAUUUUUUUUAUAAUUAUUUAAGGUAGAUUAAAUUAUAAAAUCAUAUGCCUAUUCCUUGAAUCUUAUAGGGCUAUAAUUUUAUAAUGUCGUUUAUAAUUUUAAGCUAAUUUAAAACUGUUAUGGCUGACAAUAAAUAUAUAACUUGAGUAUGACAAUAACGGCAGCUAUUUACUGUAUUUAGUAGGUAUUUUAAAUAGUUUAUAGAUUAUUUAUUCAGCCAUUUUCAAAUGGAUAAAAAUAUCUAGUUGUCGAUCAUGUACUAAGACAAUAAAUAUACCUUCUUGGUCGCCAAAACUUUGAUAAUAUUGUUAUAUUAAAAUGCUAUAAAAAUCUGUCUUAUGUGAUGUGUUACUAGCCCUAAAAACUAUAUAAAAUGUUACCCGCUCUCGGUGUUUACUACAUACAUAUAUUAUAAUAUAUAUUGAUUAUCUAUAAAUUAGUAAUAUAUUCAUUCAGACAAUAUCAAGUGUAGGUCAAAUGACUGCGACGUAGUUUAAGAUUCGAUGUGAUAAUAAUUAUUGUUGUUAUCUUUUUAACUAAUAUGAUCGCGCAAACUUGUAAAGGCCUUAUUUUCGAUUAUUAAACAGUAUUCUAAUACCUCGAUAAAAACUAUUUAAUAACACAUGUGAAAAUAAGGCCACGAAGUUUGGUUUCAUGGUUUAAAACCAUUCAUAUUACAAUUCGUCCCAUUCAUUAUGUUUGUUAUAGUAUUAAUAAUUGUGCAUAUUUAACUGAUAAACUACUCGUAAUGUGCUUUUAGUGUGUAACAUAACGGUUACUAUUUGACACGCGCAAAAAUCAUAUCACUAACACGAUUAACAACGUUUUAUUUCCUUCUGUUUCGUAUUGUGAUAUAAUGUGUUUUGGGCACACUUCCGACUCCAAUCAGAUUUGUUUGUUUUAAAUUCUGAUUGCCUACAUAUCUGUUGUAAAUCAUAUAGAUUUAGUAUAAGUAACUUAAUAAUGAUUAACUAGAUAAUUUAUUGAGAAAGUUAAUUUUGCACGUUCCAUAGGAUAGGCACAAUUAGAUGACAAAGUAAGUAUCUAUGUAAUGCCGAGAGCUCAGCCAAGAUGACAAUCGUACAACGGCAAAUGCCAAUUGAAAAUAAAUGUAUGGGGAAACCGGUAUGUCAGAUACAAUGAAAAGAUACAAGAAGUCACGUACAUUAUUUCACUUUCGCAUUAUUUCACAAUUUUUAUUAUUUUUAUUGAGGAUAGGCAAGCGUUUGACCACGAUCUCACAUGAUGGUAAGUGAUGAUGCGGUCUACGGUGGAGCACGCUUACCUAUUUACUCUAGCCUUGAAGAGAUCCAGAUUGUAUUCACGCGGAAACACAGACUCGUUUUCUAUCAACGAUUAUCACUUGGCUAGGCCCCAUGCGAAGGCAAAGAAAAGAGGUAAGAUCGAAAAUAGUAGUUAAGAGUAUUUUUUUGUAACUGGAUCAAAAUUCUUAUCCUUGUCUUGUUUUUGUCCCCAAAAAAUGUGACGAAAUUUUGGUUUUUAUUUCUCUAGAGCUAGAAAGACAAGCAAUAGCACUCAACUUUUUAUUUUAUUUGAUAAAAGACAAAAAUGGGAGCGUGACAGAGUGUUCGAAACAAGAUAACGAAAAGAAUUUUGACCCACCUAUUUAACUCAUGAUUACAAGAAAAUAAUUCAAAAGUAAACAAUUUGUUCGUAAUUGAGGCUAAGAAAAAAGUAAAGACUACGCCGAUCCUACUUAUUCACACUCAAUCAUGUCGUUCAUAUGUGUAGGUGUACAUUAAAUGCCUAUUUAAAUAAUCAUUAAAAACUAAAACUAGCCUAAAGUUGUUAAAAUCUUUAGUAGUGUUGUAAUUACUUGUAAGGGAACGCAAAUAAUAGAAUAGAUACCGUUGUAUACUCGUACUCGAUAUAAUAAUACUUAGGUGUACUGUUGCUUUUGAUAUCUAUCUGCUAUUCAAAAUCUCGUUAUCACAAUACAUUGUUUGUUUUUAUUUUAAGUUAUGUUUAACCUAUUGAGAAUUUUUCAUUUAUUGUAAUUUACCUUAUUUUGUUAAUUUUGUAUGCCAUUUAUUAACCGACUUCUUUUUAAGUAUACUAUGCAUAUCUUGUCCGAAAUAAAUGCUUUUAAAUUAUAUUUUUCUUUUUUCACGACACUAUGUUGUAUUAAUAGUGUUCCAUUUUUAUUAAAUCAACCUUCAUUAUUUAAAUCAAAUUUAACAUGUUUAAAAUAACAUGUUUUUUGCUAUUUUGUACCUAGAUCUAGUGGUAAGUAAUAGAUUUAUAUAAUAGUUUACAAUUUAGUGUUUACUUUAUUAAUUUACAAGUAAUGUACUAUUUUUGCCAUUACUUUUUCAAACCGACGCAAAGGAAUUUGUCGUAGGAGUCGUCUUAGCGUUGACUUGUUUUUGUGAUAACAGCUUCAAUGUUUUUGCGAUUUUUAAAUGAGUCGUACAAUUCAUGUCAAUUACUACACUUAAAUUAGUCUCCACUUCUUUAUAGUUUAUUCAAGAUAUGAGGAUUUUAUGUUGCCGCGUGAGGACAUAUUUUAACCACAAGGCAAGUAGAACGAAAAUGCAUCAUGUCGCAUGGUCGAUAAAUACGAACGUUGCACAUUUCUUCUGUUCUUCUCGUUUGUACCGAAAUAAGUAGGUUUAGCUGUAAGGUUUGAAUCAGUGUUGCGUCCAAGGGCCUCUAGAAAUUGAUAAUGAAAAAUAAAGUAAUAAUUUGAUUUUAACACGAUUUUAAACAAUACAUUUCUGUCUCAAUUCAAACCGAUUGGAAUAUUGAUUAUACGAAAGUAAAAUAAAUUGAAAAUCAAGAAGUGGAUAAAAAGAGGCCCUGUCACGGUAAAUGUACCUACUUGGCGAUGCCAAUACGUAUCGCGAAGAAUGAGAAACGCACAACGAUUGUUGCAUCUAUCGAAUAAAUUUGUUUUAAACGAAUAAAGUGCUAAGCUAAAAUAUUUGCGACUGGCCGUCUUUUACUUAGAGACGCGUAGUCCGUCCUUACAUGGGAAUCCAUAGAUAAAAAGCUAAGGUAGAGCUUCCUCAUGUGUGUAUUAGUGAAGUGUUUAUUACCUACUUGAAAUUUACAAUGUAGCGUAUGGUUUGCAGAUACAUAACUUGCCUACGUAAGUAUGAUAAGAUAGUGCAGAAAUAAUCCAAUUGAACCUGCCGUGAGUCAUUUUAACAAUAAGCAAAUUUUACGGUUUUACUCACUUAUUAAUUUUAGCCACUCGCGCGACAUUGUUUGCAGCGCUGGGUGGCGAGCGACAGUACGCGCCGCGCGGCUAUCGCGACCGCUGCUCAUGCACUGUUUAGUGCUUGGAAAUGGAGACCUAGGCUCUCCGAAACAUGUCGCGCGAGUUACUAAAAUACUUGAGUUAAGCCGUAAAAUAAGCUUAGUACAGCAGAAAUAUUACGAGUAUAGAUGUCAAUAUCAAGUAGGUAAUUAAUUACAUGCGUUUUAUAAACUGUACUGUAAACCACUACACACAAGGGGAGCUUUACUUCACUUUUUACCUAUACAAUCAACAAAACGCAAAACCACUUUUGGGCUAUAAAAAGGGACAUAUCUGCUUGUUAAUUUGAUAUGGGCCUACUAGUAGUCCAAUACUCCAAUGUGCCAUUUAAAUGUACCUUUCUGACGCUUCAGGUAAUGAAUUGAUACAAAAAACAUAAGAUAAGAUAAAAGUGUAGGUAUCAGUGUUGGCCGAACGUUAAUUGCAAUUGACCAUUACAAAUUGAACCGUAAACCGUAACGGACGGUUACAGUUACGGUUCAAUUUGUAAUGGUUAAACGUCAUUUAGGCCAACACCGGGAUAUAUUUCAAUGUGAAGAACGUCACAUUCUUAUUAAUCAAGGAUUGAACAUUUGUAACGUAACUCUGAAAUGAUCAUAAAUAAAAAGCAUUACUGUAUACAUAUUUGGAAACAUAUCUAAAAUACUAAGUAAUUGAUAUACCUACCUUUGGCUUACAAUAUCCAUGAAUAUAUUUAAGAAAUGGCCUCUAUGGCCAAUGGAACCUUGUCCAGCGUCUAGAGAUGAUAUUCAAGUAGGUAUAUCAAUUUGUUGGUUAUGAAAUAUCGUUAUUUUAAGUAGGGCAGGGUUCUAUAAGGAUCUACAUAUGUUGACAGUUAGUUUUAGUCUUAUAUAUAGUCCAUUUAAAGCGUAUAAGAUGCCAUUUGAUAGUUAAUCAUAUAUGUAGUACAUUAAUGUCGAAAUUUGUAUAUCAUUUAGUUUGGACCGACUUGUUGUUUCUAUGUAUUAUAAUAUCUAUUGUAUUAAAGUGUUGAUGGUAAAUAAACGUUCUGAAAAAUA